UCCGCGUGUAAACUUGCCCUCGCGCGGUCCGCAGGCGUGCGUGUGCGGCUGCCUCGCUCUGGGCCGCUGGCGUCGGGUCCGCGCGCGGCCACGGAAGGAGGAAGCCGCGCUCGGGGCUCCGCCGUUCCCUUCCACGGCCGCCCCGAGGAGCCAUGUCGCCCAAGAGCUCGUGCGCGCGGCGCCCCUUGGAGCACGGUCAUGCCUGCUUGCUGUGCUCUUGUGCGUGCUACGCGAGUGUACAUCGACGCGGUGUCCAGUGCCGUUCCCGCGCGUGCUUGCUGUUCCUCGGUGUCGGUGGCCGCGGCAGCUCUGGCGCGUGCUCUCCGUGGUCGCCUGCUCUGCGCACGCAACCUGUUUGAUGAAAUGCCUUGAAUAGGGGAGGACAUUUGGGGGAUGCCGCUGGCUUCUGCGGUCAAAUGGGAGAUGCCCUGAUUCGAGGCAAGAGCUGUUGGGGCUCCUUUCGCCGGCGUGAAGCGUUGGAUCAGAGCCACGACCUCGGGCUGGGCGAGCGCGGGUCACGGCGAGGGCAGAUGCCAAGGAUAGUCGUCGCGUGGCGAUCCACCCGAGGUACGGCCGGCGUGCGACCCGGCGAGCCCGUCGGUGACCCCAUGUGAUAGAUUCGCCCGCAAUGCCUCCAGUCCAGUUCAGUUAGAAAUUGGUCCAGUUGAUCUGAGGCACGCGAGAGCUCUUCCCCGCAUGGUUAAUUUAAGCGACUCAAGUCAAUGGCUGGAGAUUAUUACUCUGUGUCGACUCCAUCUCAUCGCAUCUUGUAGAUCUGGAUCCCCCUUUUUAAUCCCAUCUCCAGAGAGAGACUCGAUGCACAACUCGGAGCAUUUCAUUCAGUCACCACACCACUUGCGAGCUUUGAUACCACCACACAAGACAGACCUGUGAGCUUGAGAGAGCAAUGGCAGACAUUGUGCUUGGCCUGACCAAGUCGGUGGUGGAGGGGACGCUGAGCAAGGUCAAGUCGGCGAUCGAGGAGGAGGCGGGGCUGAAGGUGAGGGUGCAGCACGACCUGGUGUCCAUCACUGGCGAGUUUGAGAUGAUGCAGUCCUUCCUUAACGCCGUCGACAGGGAGCAGGUGCAGAACAAUGUGGUGAGGACCUGGGUGAGGCAACUGCGUGACCUGGCCUAUGAUGUGGAGGACUGCAUCGAGUUCGUCAUACACGUGGAUAACAAGUCGUCGACCUGGUGGCGCCGCCUGCUUCCGUCUUGCAUGGUAGCGGUGCCGCCCCUGGACGAGGCUGUCUCUGAUGUGAAGCAACUCAAGGCCAGGGUCGAGGAUGUGAGCCAAAGGAACAUGCGCUACAACCUCAUCAGUGACCCCGGCAACAAGCCGGCCAUCACACAGCAGCAGCCAUCCGCCAUCAGCGGCGCAGCAGCAUUUGACAUGCUUCUCGAGGCAAGGGACAACGCAAGGAACCAGUGUGGCUUAUGGGAUCUCGCUGAGUUGAUUACCAGAAAUGAUGAGGACCUCCAAAUCAUCUCGGUGUGGGGGACAAGAGGCAAUCUUGGAACAACAUCCAUCAUCAGGAAGGCCUAUGAAGACCCUGAGAUAUGCCAAAACUUCACAUAUCGUGGCUGGGUAAAGCUCAUGCACCCUUUCGAUCCCCAUAAAUUCAUCUGGAGCUUGUUGAGUCAAUUCAUCACAAAUUCUCACCGACAACAAGGAGAUGUUGUAGAUGUGGAUACCCUUUGGACGGAGAUAGAGGCAGCGACGGAGAUGCAAGGCGGACACAUCAAGAAUUUCAUCAAUAGAGUGAACAAGAAUAAGUACCUCAUUGUGUUGGAAGACCUGCCCACCAUGGUAGAGUGGGAUAUCAUCAGAAUAUACCUGCCAGACAUUAAGAAUGGCAGCCGAAUUGUCGUGUCGACUCAACAGUUUGAAAUUGCAAGCUUGUGUACUGGACAUCCUUAUCGAGUAUCGGAGCUCAAGAAAUUCUCAGAUGAGCACUCUGUCUGUGUCUUUUUCAAGGAGGUUUCUCCAAGCCUUGGAGACGAAGACGAGGAAACAUAUAGGGCGAUGAGCAGCUAUGAAGGUUCUGAACACUAUGGAUAUGAAGGCGAGGAGAUCAGUUUGGUGAUGCCUACGAAUGAAAUGUCAGCAGAGGAUGAAUUAAAGCACACAUGGGGUCUUCCCUUCAAGAAAGAUCUCAACUCAAAAAGGGUAGAGGCCGAUAUCUGGAAGAAAAAGUUUCAGCCUGUUGGACGCAAGAUGGAAAAGAGAGAUCUUUCUUUCAUGUUAUUUCAGCCAGCAAAAGGCCGCAAAGAAGUGAUUUCAGUGUGGGGGAUUGCUGGCGUUGGGAAAUCUGCUCUCGUCAGAAUGGUGUACUAUGAAGAUAUACAGAAUUAUAACCGCUUUAACAAGUAUGGCUGGAUCAAUGUGUCCCAUCCGUUCAAUUUAAGGGAUUUCUCUCGAAGCUUACUUUCGGAUUUGGACCCAGAAGCUCUUCAAGGCAAGGGGACUUCCGAUUUUGGUAUGAUGGGAAUCAAAGAUCCGAUUCAAGAGUGUUAUAAGCUUCUGCACGAAGAUAAAUGUCUUGUUGUUAUUGAUGGUCUGCAGUCCACGGAUGAGCGGGACUUAAUAAAAGCUGCCUUACCAAAUGGACCUUCUAAAAGUUGUGUUAUUGUUGUUACUGAUGAAGCAAGUAUUGCCACACAUUGUGCAGUGCCAGAUGAUGCCGUGUUCAACGUCAAAGGUCUAGAAGCUGAUGAAGCCCUUGAACUAUUCAAACAGGUAUAUGCAGAGACUGAAAGGUUUGAUAUAGACCCCGACAUGAUGGAGCAAGCAAAGCCCAUCUUGAACAAGUGUGGUGGACUACCGGAAGUAAUAGUUGCUGUUGGUGGCUACUUGGCCACCAAAACAAACAUGGAUAUGUGGUUGAAUCUGAAUGAUAGCUUUAUGCACCAGUUGGAAACCAACCCAGGGUUUGAUAGUCUCCGGGGUCUAUUAACCUGGAUGCAUUCAUAUUUUCGUACUUGCCUGGAUUCCCUCAAGCCAUGUAUAUUCUAUGUGUCAAUUUUUCCUCGAGGCCAGUGUAUUCGGAGGAGGCGUUUGGUGAGAAGGUGGAUCACAGAAGGCUAUUCAAGGGACACUGACAUCAAUACCGCAGAGGAGGAUGGGGAGGGUUUUUUCUCCAAGCUUGUUGACCUAAGCAUUAUCCAGGAUCCAUCACAGGCAGCCACUGAAAUAUACAGAUCGAAGGGAAUGAGAAUUGCCUUGUGCCAAGUCAAUGGUUUUGUUCGUGAGUACAUCGUCUCACGCCCUAUGGAAGAGAACCUUGUCUUUGUGUUGGAGGGGCGUUGCAGUGUGAACUCGCAACGCACUGGGCGGCAUCUUGCAAUAAGGAGCAGCUGGGACAGGGACAUCAAUGUGUUUGAGAGCAUCGACUUCUCACGGCUACGGUCUUUGACAGUGUUUGGAAGGUGGGAAUCAUUCUUCAUCUCUGCCAAUAUGAGGCUGCUUCGGGUGCUUGAUCUGGAGGACACGUCAGAUCUGACAGAUAAUGACCUCGAGAAGAUUGGGAAGGUACUACCUCGCCUCAAGUUCCUUUCCUUACGAGGAUGCAGAAAGGUUAGCCAUUUGCCGAGUUCAUUGGGUGACCUGAGGCAGCUCCAGACUCUAGAUGUCAGACACACCUCAAUAGUCAGGCUGCCACCCGCCAUCAUCAAAUUACAGAAGCUGCAGUACAUCCGUGCCGGCAGCACAAUACCAAUUAGUGAUGGCACAGCAGACAAGCCAUCAACACCUUGUGUUAUGGUAUCCUGGUUGUCUGAGCUCUGCAGACGCCCACUUGUUUGCGGCGUUGUGGCACCUAUGAGGAUUGGUAAAUUGACCAACUUGCACACGUUGGGUGUUGUUAACGUCAGAGUUGCAGGAGGGAAGGCCAUUCUAAAAGAACUGAAGAAACUUACCCAGUUGCGCAAGCUCGGAGUAUCCGGCAUCAGCCGGAAAAACAAUCAGGAAUUCUGUGCUGCGGUGUCAGGUCAUGGCCAUUUGGAAUCCCUGACGGUUUGGCUCGAGAAGCAUAACCAUGGAUGUUUGGAUGACAUCUUCCCACAUCCGGAGAACCUACAGAGCCUUAAGCUGUACGGGCUUACCGACAAGUUGCCAGUAUGGAUCAAGCAGCUUCACAAUCUCACAAAGUUGAAUUUGGAGAUGAUGAUAUUAGGGCGAGAAGAUACAGAGAUCCUCGGAGAUCUACCAAAUCUAGUUAUUCUGCGUCUUCUUAUCAAGCCGAUUCAAGAUGGCCAGCUCCGUUUCUGUCCCAAGCCAGAGAAAGCUGAUUCUAGUGUUUUUGUCUCGCUCCAUGUCCUGGAGAUUGCUUGCAACUCCAGUUUACAUGUCAGGUUCAAACUGUUGGCAAUGCCGCAUCUUGAGCUGCUGAAGAUUCGGUGCGGUGAUGGGAUGUCGUCGCGGAUAUCUGGGCUAGAGCAUCUCUAUUACCUCAAGGAGGUCUCUGUCAAUGGUUCAUGUGACAUGGAACUCCAGGAGGACUUGCAGAGCCAACUUGAUAAGCACUCAAGGUCAAACAAGCCUGUUUUGAAGCUCGAGACGGUCAGUGCCAAGUAAACUGAGCUCAUCCCCUUCAAUCUAGAGGACGGUGUGUAAAUUUGCAUGCCAUCGUCUCCAGGCGUCACAACCUGUAAGUAAACGAUAUGCCAUUGGAUACUGAAAUUUACCGAAUCCGGUCCAGUUCAUGUAACCUGUUCACAUUGUCUUGAGAAAAUUAGGCUCUCAUGACUCAUGUUGUAUUCACUUGUAUCUUAGGAUUGAACUGGCGUGUUGGCGCGUUGCUGUUGUACUUCUGUUAUCUUAUUGCAACUUAGCGGAGUAUUGUGUAUGGUCGAAUAAAGUCUGUAAGUCGAACUAUCAGUUCUGUAUUUUUGUAAUGGAGUUCUGUAUGAUUAUGGGUAUAUGCUAGCCAAAGUUGUAUAGUACUCCCUCCGUCCCUAAUUAGUUGUCUUAAAUUUGUCU
Triticum aestivum (bread wheat) is the source of this 4981-nucleotide messenger RNA. RefSeq names its product disease resistance protein Pik-2. The record is from RefSeq and is a predicted model, not a curated record. The transcript has 4 exons. Gene Ontology annotation, molecular function: ADP binding. Lineage: Eukaryota; Viridiplantae; Streptophyta; Magnoliopsida; Poales; Poaceae. Bases 908 to 4576 code for a protein of 1222 amino acids. Gene Ontology annotation, biological process: defense response to other organism.